Anarrhichthys ocellatus (wolf-eel) is the source of this 1287-nucleotide messenger RNA. Its product is annotated as zona pellucida sperm-binding protein 3-like. Gene Ontology annotation, molecular function: acrosin binding. Gene Ontology annotation, cellular component: extracellular matrix. The record is from RefSeq and is a predicted model, not a curated record. Gene Ontology annotation, biological process: egg coat formation; positive regulation of acrosome reaction; binding of sperm to zona pellucida. NCBI's taxonomy places the organism in Eukaryota, Metazoa, Chordata, Actinopteri, Perciformes, Anarhichadidae. Bases 25 to 1287 code for a protein of 420 amino acids. The transcript is spliced from 8 exons.
GAUGCUGCAGGUCGCUAAUCAAGGAUGAUGAGUUUCAGGUGUGUUCCUUCUUUGCUUCAUGUUGACGGCCACAUUAGGAAACUUAACCAGAAGAGACGUUUUCAACGCACCGCCACCACAAUGCCUCUUGCUCCUCUGUGCUUCACACUUCCUCUAUACAUUCUGUCUGGAUUAGUGGCAAUCCAGUGCUACACAUACCAGACCAAACCUCUUUUCCUGUCUUUCUCGGAGAUGGCCGCCCUUGAGGCCGACUCUUUGCAUGAGACAAACAGACCUCACUUUGGGGAUCCCGUCGGCGGUCACGAGGUCAAGACAUUUGUGUUGAAAUGUCACGAGGACAGCAUGGAGGUUGUGAUGAAAGCUGAUCUGUUUGACCCGGGCCGGCCUGUGGAGCCCACGCACUUGAGGCUCGGACCUUUCAGUGCCGUGCGAGAUCACUGCGCGGCCAGAGUGUCUGGAAAUGGGGAGUACAUCAUCAGAGCACCUCUGACUGAGUGUGGGAGUAAAGUGACGUUUACCCAGAGUGCUGUGCUCUACAACAACCUGCUGCUGUACUCUCCUCCAGCAUCACCUGGAGGCAUGUUGCGAGCAGAAGGAGCUGCUGUUCCAGUCCAGUGUGGAUAUGCAAGGAGGUACACAGUGAGCAGCCGGGCCCUGAAACCAACCUCCAUCCAGUCAACACACCUGGACUUCCACCUCAGGCUCAUGACAAAUGACUGGAGCAGUGAGAGAAAGUCGUCCCUUUACUUCCUGGGUGACGUGGUCAACAUGGAGGCCUCUGUGGAUCAUCAUCACCUUCCUCUGCGUCUGUAUGCAGACAGCUGUGUGGCUACUCUGACCUCCGAUGUGAAUUCUUACCCCAGAUACCCCUUCAUAGACCACCACGGAUGUUUUACAGACUCACAGCUGGACGGCUCGAGCUCCCGUUUCCUGCCCAGAGUCCAGGGCGAACUGCUCCACAUUCGACUUGAACCUUUCCUCUUCCACCAGGACCACCGACACACUAUAUACGUAACAUGCUACCUGGAAGCAGAGCCCAGUUCAAACAAGCACCCAGUGAAAAAGGCUUGUUGGUUUAUGAGGGGAAGGUGGAGGUCAGUGGAUGGUGAUGACGGUGUUUGUGGGAGCUGCAGCAGAGUGGAGACAAAUGACAUCAGUGGUGCCAAGUCCAACCACAAGAGGGCGCUGAUGAUCACAGCCAAGCCCAGACAAACGGAGCUGCACCGAACCAAUUUGCGUCCAAUGAUAUUUCUCCCGUUUAAAACGCAAACAUCUGUAUUGAAGUGA